AUGAAGAAGAGGAGGUACUUCACGAGUGAACCUCCCCCGGACUUUUUAAAUUAUAUGAACUACGCUAAAGAGAAGUGGCAUAUUAGGCCAUUUUGUACAUCUUACAACGAGCAAACCCAAGACACGUCAAACAAAAAUGGCAGCGACUGUUUGGACCCAAAUGAGCAAGACAUAUUCGCUUCGUACCUUCCAAGGAACCAUCAGAAUGUCUACUUUCCCAAAAGUUUGCGUGAACACAUGAUUGUCGAGUACACGGCUAUGUUUGCAAAUUCGGAAGGCGAUAUCGCGGAGUUCUACCUCAAACUAAACAAUGACGUCCUGAUAAACUUCCCUUUUUUGCAUGUAGACCAUCCGCUUCACAGGUACUACGAACUCGUUAAGGAGAAUACCAAGAGGAGACUAAUUGACGACUACCCAGAUUCCAUUCCCAUGGCUUUACGUGGUCUGUUUGGACAUAUGCGCCAACUUGAAAAAGACAAAGUCACCAGCAAUGAGGCCAAAGCGAACAUGCUAAGGGAAAAACAAAAAAUUCGUAUGAAGGAUGCAAAUGAUAUGAAAGUUAAACUUUCCGAAAGGGAAAAACGAAAAAAAAAACAAACAGAGGAUCAGUCCUACUCUUCACUUUUUAUGAAGUACAUGGAAUCGGAUGAUGAGACGGGAGCAAAAAACAUCGAGCAGGAAAAACCGCUUGGGAAUGAAGACCUACUCGAAAUGGACAAUCUGAUUAACCAAAUUCUUAACUCCAAGAAGGAACUACCCAUCUACUUCGCCCGAUUUCUCAUGCGCUGUAUAGAAAAACUAAAGUACCUCCAAUACGGUUCCAAAGAAUAUGCGUACUUCUCGUAAAUGUAUCUUCCUUUAACCCUCAGGGAACGAAUAAUUCCUGGCGAGGCCUCCCCCAAGGAUUUUCUAAGUCUUGUAUUCCUCCUGGAUGAGAAGAAUCUCGCACAAGAGAAAGAUCCUGAGGGAAAUGCUAAAGAAGAAUCUGUGGCUGGGGAAAAGGACAACAUCAAGACGAUACAGGAAUGUAGAAGAGAGCGCGCUAAAAUGAUACUUCAGGAAUUUAAAAAGUAG
Molecule: messenger RNA, 1074 nt
Organism: Plasmodium cynomolgi strain B
Lineage: Eukaryota; Apicomplexa; Aconoidasida; Haemosporida; Plasmodiidae
Exons: 8
Coding region: 1-846 (281 amino acids)
Biological process (GO): RNA processing
Molecular function (GO): RNA binding
Source: RefSeq, a predicted model, not a curated record